GGGGUUUGGGUGUGAUGAGGAAGGGGAUUGGGUCUGAUGACCGUAAGGAAUUUGACCUUUGAGCAUGGCAGGGAUUGGCAGCCUGUCUAUACUAGGACUGAGAUUCUGGGCUGCACCUCCAGUAGGCACAGCCCGGGGGUGGUGAAGGGCUAAAGUGUCUGUAAGGGAUUCUGAGCUGCUCCAGAGGCUGAAGAGGCUCCCAGCCCCUAGGGAGUGCCAGACUCUUGUAAGCCCCUAUAAUCCUUCUCCUCUUCAGGCCUGAUUGUCCAAAGGGAGCAGCAGUCGCCUGCCUGGACAGGAAGCCAAAGCAAGAGUGUUGUGGCCCUCCCCUGGGAGCAGGAGCAGGCAGAUGGGAGAACCAGUUGACACUUGCCCAGAGGGGGAAUUGGGACCAUGGGGCUCUUAGGAGAAAUACCAGCAUCGGGGGAGAGAUGUGUGGUGCAUGGGGCAGGGAUUGGGGCUGGGAGUUGCUAUAACUGAGACAUCCCAGCAUUAGGCUGAGCCAAUAAAUGGGGUUUGGGUUAACAGCUCAGGAAGAGGAUGCCCCCAGCUGCCCAGGCGGGAGUGGGACAGCGCCUGGGCCAGGGAGCAGCAGGGAAGGGAGCAAGGAGGGGCUGAGAAUGGGCGGCUCAGGAGGGGCUGGCAGAGAGUAAGGAAAUGGCUUCCACUUCCUUGUUUUUCACUUGGGCGUCGCCACAGAGCCACUGAGAAGGAAACGCAGCACCAAAACCUGAGUGAGUCAGCUGCAGGGUCAGCCUGGAUCUGGUGAGUUGAACUGUUCAUGUGACCUUUGGGCUGGGAGUGUCCAUCCCAGAGACACAUGUGACUGGAGGCUUGGAGCCAGAAGCUGGUGGCCAAGAGAGCCCCUGGGGAUUCUGGAUCCACACCAUGGAAGCAGGUGCUGAGUUGAGGCUGCUGGACAACAUGGCCCAGCUCACCCAGGAACUUGGCAUGGCCUUCUUCCAGAGGCACCAGCAGACAGCGGCCAUGGACACCUUCCUGAAGCAUCUCUGUUUGCUGGACAUCGACUCUGAGCCCAUCACCACCCGCAAUACUGGCAUCAUCUGCACCAUAGGUCCUGCCUCCCGCUGUGUGGAGAUGCUGAGGGAGAUGAUUAAGGCUGGGAUGAACAUCGCACGCCUCAGCUUCUCGCAUGGUUCACAUGAGUAUCAUGCCGGAUCCAUUGAAAAUAUCCGGGAGGCAACUGAGAGCUUCGCCUCCAACCCACUUUUCAACUGCCCUGUGGCCAUCGCCUUGGACACCAAGGGGCCGGAAAUCCGCAUGGGGCUGGUGAAAGUGGGUGAGAACAUGGAGGUGGAGCUAGUGAAGGGUUCCCGGGUGACGGUCACCACUGACGAUGCCUUCAAGGAGUGCUGCGACCAGGCCACCAUCUGGGUGGAUUACAAAAAUCUCCCCAACAUUGUCAAGGUCGGUGGGAAGAUCUUUGUGGAUGAUGGGCUCAUCUCCCUGCUGGUCAAGGAAAUCAGUGCUGACAGCUGCAUAAAAGAGGUGGAAAAUGGGGGGAUGCUGUGCAGCCGCAAGGGGGUCAACCUGCCAGGGGUAGAGGUUGACCUCCCAGCUGUGUCAGAGUGGGACAUCCAUGACCUGCACUUUGGGCUGAAGCAUGGCAUGGACAUAAUCUUUGCCUUCUUCAUCUGCAAAGCUGCAGAUGUAGCCGCCAUCCAGGAUGUGCUGGGUGAACACGGCCGCGCUAUCAAGAUCAUCAGCAAGAUUGAGAACCACGAGGGUGUCAGAAAGGUCGAUGAGAUCCUGGAAGCCAGUGAUGGGAUAAUGGUGGCUCGUGGGGACCUGGGCAUCGAAAUCCCAGCAGAGAAAGUCUUCCUGGCUCAGAAGAUGAUGAUUGGCCGCUGCAACCGUGCCGGGAAGCCUGUGAUAUGUGCUACGCAGAUGCUGUAGAGCAUGAUCAAGAAGUCCCGUCCCACUCGGGCAGAGAGCAGUGACGUAGCCAAUGCUGUGCUGGAUGGAGCUGACUGCAUCAUGUUGUCAGGAGAAACAGCCAAGGGGACCUACCCCGUGGAAGCUGUGCGCAUGCAGCCUGCGAUUGCCAGGGAGGCUGAGGCCACCAUCUAUAACCAGCAGCUGUUUGAGGAGUUGCGUAAGGUGACCCAUCUGAGCCAGGACCCCACUGAGGUGACAGCCAUUGGUGUGGAGGCGUCCUUCAAGUGCUGCGCUGUGGCCAUUAUUGUGCUGACCACUUCGGGCAGGUCUGCACAGCUGCUCUCCCGCUACCAGCCUCGUGCCCUUAUCAUUGCCGUGACACGGAAUGAGCAGGUGGCACGCCAGGCACACCUGUGCUGGGGCGUCUUCCCUGUUCUUUAUCGGGGGGCACAGCAGAAGGUGUGGGCAGAUGAUGUGGAUCGCAGAGUGCAAUUCAGCAUAGAGAUGGGGAGAGUGCGUGGAUUCCUGCGCUCCAAUGAUGUCGUGAUUAUCGUGACAGGCUGGAGACCUGGCACCGGCUACACCAACAUCAUGCAGGUGGUGAAGGUGCCGUGA
Chelonoidis abingdonii (Abingdon island giant tortoise) is the source of this 2514-nucleotide messenger RNA. The record is from RefSeq and is a predicted model, not a curated record. Lineage: Eukaryota; Metazoa; Chordata; Testudines; Testudinidae.